This is a messenger RNA of Diabrotica balteata, 579 nucleotides long. Lineage: Eukaryota; Metazoa; Arthropoda; Insecta; Coleoptera; Chrysomelidae. The record is from the annotation of a GenBank genome assembly.
CAUGCAUUAUGACAUGAGCAGGGGUGAUGUAACCUCAAAAAUAAAUUAUAUUAUGGAAGAGGGAAUUAAAGAAAAAAAUAAGGAACAAGUUAAUAAAAAUGAAGAUAAGCCAGAUACACCCAAAGUAGAAAAUGAAUGGAUGAUAAGAAGAUGUUUUAUAUAUGAUGAAGAAUACAGUGAUUGUACCUCAUUGAAAGCAAGAUUUAACCAAUACUUCAUUUUUGGCAAAUCUAUAGAUUGUUCUCAAUGGAAGAGAGACUCCAUAAAUUGUUACAAAUGGGAAAAUGACCAAGAUGUUAAUGCAGCUAAUGAAUUAGUUCAGAGUGAAAAACAAAGAAGAAAGGAGAGAUUACUUCCUCAUUACCAGAAUGAUGUCUGGACAAAACGAAAAUCACCUCCUGAAAACUGGAACUCCCCAUUGCCAGAUUAUAUUACAAAAGAUUAUGAAACAAGUUAUCUUAAUAUUAAAUCUAAGGAAAUGAAGGGAGAAAUACCACCUUCAUUUGAUAUGGAUUACAGGUGUACUAUAAUGUAAUUCUUUUAUUGUAGUUUUAUAAAUAAAAAUUUUUUGUUACAUUU